AUGAAACCAAUACAGACAGACAGAGAAGCAGAGAUCCGGCAGCGGCAGCAGCAGAUGCAGAUGGAAAAAGAGCGGUACGUGUACCGGGGAAAAAAGCUGAAGGAGAGCAACAAGAACUACUUCCGGGUGCUUUUCCUGCUUGCAGUGCUCCAGAUGAUUGCAAUUGCGUUUUUCACGCGGGGAUUUCUCUUGAGCCGGGAGGUUCUUCCGAACAGGUCGACGUGCAUUGAGCAGCAGGGGUCAGAGACGUGUUUCCGGCCGAAGAAACCGUUCAAGAAGGCGAUAAUAUUGUUGAUUGACGCUUUACGGUUUGAUUUCACGAUUCCCACAGAGGAGGAUGGUUUAAGCUACCACAACGAGCUCCGGGUGCUGUAUGAGACGGCGGAACGGCACCCGGAGAACGCAGUGCUUCUCAAGUUCCUUGCCGACCCACCGACAACGACUUUGCAGCGGCUCAAAGGACUCACUACGGGGUCUCUUCCGACUUUUGUUGAUGCCGGGUCGAAUUUUAACGGGGACACGAUCCUGGAGGACAACUUGAUCCGGCAGCUGUACGAACAGGGCCGGCGGGUUGCGUUUGCCGGAGAUGACACGUGGGACGCGCUUUUCGGGCCGUACUUGUACCGGAACUUGACAUUUCCCUACGAGUCUCUCAACGUGUGGGAUUUGUACACUGUGGACGAAGGGGUGACACAGCACGUGGAAUCGAUGCUGGAGCACAACUCGACGGCGUGGGACGUGCUGGUGGGCCACUUCUUGGGCGUGGACCACUGUGGGCACCGGUAUGGGCCGGGCCACGAGGCAAUGCGGGGGAAAUUGAGGCAGCUGGACUCAGUAAUCCGGCGGGUGAUGCACAAAAUGGAUAAUGACACCGUUCUUUUUGUGUUUGGCGACCACGGCAUGGAUGCCACGGGCAACCACGGUGGCGAGACGGCUGCGGAGCUCGAGUCUGCGCUUUUCAUGUACUCGAAACGGGCAUAUUUCGGGCACCUGGCCGGGGCAAUGUACGAUAUUUCGCGUGGUGGAAGCAAUUACCGGGCCGUGGACCAGAUAGACUUUGUGCCAACGGCUUCUCUGCUGCUCGGGCUGCCCGUGCCGUACAACUCGCUCGGCCGGCCGAUUGCCGAGGCGUUCUUGGGGCCCUCGGGACGGGAUUUCGGUAACUUGGCCCGUGCCAUGAGCAUUUGCAGCUCGCAGAUCAAUCUGUACAGGCAUACACAGGGCGAGUUGGCCUCGGAUGGGGAGGUGAAUGCGAUGUAUGCGGAGUUAGGGGGGGAUGGAAACUCUUUUAAGAGUGAAGACUCCUCUAAGUAUCAAAAGGGCGGUGAGUACGAAAAGACUGGUGAGAAUAAAUCCUCCUCUAAGUAUGAGAACCCCUCUAAAUAUCAAAGGACUGUCCAUAAUGAAAACCCCUCUAAGUAUGAUAAGGCUACCCGCUACAUCAAACGGGCCUCCCAGUACCAGCAGGAGUCCCUCAGACGCUGCAAGCAACGCUGGGCAACAUUUGACGACGCAAACAUCGCCAUCGGGCUCCUUCUCCUGGCCAUCUCCUGGUUCUUGCUCAUCGUCUACUCCAAGAUGAUCCCCUCGGUGGUGAUCGCACAGUUGAACCCCCAGUUUCUGUUCUCGUCACUCGUGCUCAUGCUCGUGUACACGGUGCUCCUGGCAUCGUUCGUUUUUGUGUUCCGGCCGGCCCGGCUGCCCCUUCCUUGGGCCCUGCUUCUUGGCGUGGCAUUAGGCAUCGCCAACGGUAUCUUUGCACCAGUCAUGGACCGGUACUCGGUGCCGUGGCUCGCCGGGCAGCUCCGUGACAACCUAAUUCAGGACGGCUGGACGUAUUUCGCGCUUUUCGUGCUCUUGCUGCACUCUCUGGUGUUUGCCAGCAACUCCUUCGUCGUCUGGGAGGACCGAAUUGUCAGCUUUUGGCUCGUUACAUUUGGAAUAUGUGCCUUUUUCAAGUCGUUCCAGGUUCUCAAUCGACGCGCCCGGUACCUGGGAGCGGUCCACUCGCUUGUGUUUGUCGUUUUGACCCGAGCCGUGUCGCAAAUCCGGCUCUGCCGCGAGGAGCAGGCCGGAAACUGCCUCAGCACGUUUGCCACUACGCCGUACGCCGUGGCCGGGCUCUAUGUGGUGGCUGUGGUGCUCCCGAAGCUCGUUGUUGCCUUUUUCCGCACUACCGACUGCUACCAGGGGGCGGCACCGGUCUGGAUCUCCACCGGAUUCCGGGCAAUGCUCUUCCUUAAUGCGUUCACCUGGACCUUUGAGCUUUUCGAGCAUGACCCGGCACUUAUUUCCUCACUCAUACCUCAUUCAUCACAUUCCUUGCUCGCUUCACUUUCCUCCCCCUCCUUCCUCAAGACUGCCCGGCUGACACUUGCCCGAAUCGUCAUCGGUGUCUCCCUGGUGGCCGCAAACUUCGGCUGGGCAAACGGACCACUCUGUGUCAAGAUCGACAUCCAGGAUCGCCCAAAACGCGCCAAAAUCAUCGGAUACGGCAACGCUUACGGCUCUUCCUACUUCCUCCUCUUCCUCAACUUGCUUGCUGCCACCAUGGAGGCCAGCCGACCAAUGGCAGCCCUCUCUUUGGCCGUGUUCACCUACCAGCUCCUCACAUUGCUUGAACUCGUCCAUGUGCUCAACAUCCGCACAAAUCUCGUUUCUGCCGUCGUUCUCACCUUGCUGGCAUACCUGCACUUCUUCACAACGGGUCACCAGGCCACACUGCAGUCCAUACACUGGGAUUCAGCCUUUCUGCUCUCAGACUCCAUCACUUUCCCCUUCACCCACCUCGCCGUCGUCCUCGACACCUUUGCACCAUUCCUCCUAGCCGCUCUUGCCACUCCCUUGCUCAUUCUAUGGAGAAGACCACCCUCCGGACACCCACUCACCAUCUUCUCCAAGAUCGUCGAGGUUGCAACCAGCUUCUUGGUCUGCCAGGUCUCUCUCACAUGGGCCAGCAUGCUCAUGACCAACCAUUUUCGCCGCCACUUGAUGGUCUGGAAGAUCUUUGCGCCUCGCUACAUGCUCAACGGCCUGGUCUUGAUCGUUCUCAACCUCGUUGUUGUUUUCGUGUGUGUUGGUUUUGCUGCUCCCAGGGUCAUCCGACGCUGGUACGAUGCUUUUGGUGCCUGA
This is a messenger RNA of Brettanomyces bruxellensis, 3132 nucleotides long. RefSeq lists its product as uncharacterized. The record is from RefSeq and is a predicted model, not a curated record. Gene Ontology annotation, molecular function: mannose-ethanolamine phosphotransferase activity. The transcript has a single exon. Bases 1 to 3132 code for a protein of 1043 amino acids. Gene Ontology annotation, biological process: GPI anchor biosynthetic process. Lineage: Eukaryota; Fungi; Ascomycota; Pichiomycetes; Pichiales; Pichiaceae. Gene Ontology annotation, cellular component: endoplasmic reticulum membrane.